Megalopta genalis is the source of this 2210-nucleotide messenger RNA. NCBI's taxonomy places the organism in Eukaryota, Metazoa, Arthropoda, Insecta, Hymenoptera, Halictidae. The record is from RefSeq and is a predicted model, not a curated record.
AUUCGUGUCUGUAUUGUUUGAAACGCCUGCGCGAAUUUCCUUGGGAUUGGACGCGUUGUGGUAGGGGUAGCGCGGGAUUCAGGGUCGAAAUUGCACGGUGGUUGAAAAGCAUUGGACACCAGUCGAGGACAGGCGGUCUCGCGUUUAAGUGGUCCAUCAAUUCCAUGUCGCCUUUGGCCCUGUUCUUUCAUUACGGAGUUUUGGCCAUCACUUUCGGUUGCGGGCUCGGCGAUGAACACGAGUACAGACUGACGAAGCAUCUCCUCGAUGGAUACGACGCCGGUGUACGACCCGCCAAGAACUCUUCUCAGCCGCUCGCCGUGGUCUUCGGCCUCUCCCUUCAUCACAUAAUCGAUGUCGACGAGAAGAACCAGAUACUGACGACGAACUGUUGGGUCACGCAGGUCUGGACGGACCAUCAUCUGAAAUGGAACGCCUCGGAGUUCGCUGGGAUCCAGGUGAUCCGCGUUCCGUACAACCGCGUCUGGAGGCCCGACACCAUUCUUUACAACAACGCAGAUCCGCAAUACAGCUCGGCGGUCAUCAAUACGAACGUGAUCGUCAGCCACACGGGGGAAGUGGUGUGGCUCAGUCACGGCAUCUUUCGCAGCAGCUGCGACAUCGACGUCGAGUUCUUCCCGUUCGAUGAGCAACGAUGCGUCUUGAAGUGGGCAUCGUGGACCUACGAUGGCUACCAACUCGAGCUGGAGAGACAAAGCGAGCAAGGCGAUAUCAGCAACUAUCAGGCGAACGGCGAGUUCGAUCUGCUCGACUUCUCGGCGCGAAGGAACGUCGAGUACUAUUCGUGCUGCCCGGAACCGUACCCCGACAUCACUUACGAGAUCCGACUGCGACGACGUCCGAUGUUCUACGUGUUUAACUUGAUCCUCCCCUGCAUACUCAUCAACGGUGUCGCGCUGUUGGUAUUCUACGUGCCGUCCGAAUCCGGCGAGAAAGUCACCCUUGGGAUUUCGGCGUUGCUGUCGAUGACCGUCUUCCUGAUGACCAUUCGCGAGACCCUGCCGCCCACCGAGAAGACGCCGCUUAUCAGUCUCUACUACGGUGUCAGCAUAUGCCUGGUGUCGUUCGCUUCCGGACUGGCCGUGGUCACGCUGAACGUUCACCAUAGAGGGGUGCGGGGCACCAGGGUGCCCACCAUUGUCAGGUCUUUGGUGCUGGACAAGCUGGCCAGAGUGGUUUUCCUGAACUUCCAAGAGGAGAAGAGAUCGGAGCAGAUGGAGCCUCCUCGAAGAAGGAACAACUGUCCACUGCACUGCAAACCGGAAGUGUCGCAGUCCCAGUCGUCGCCCAAAUUCAUGAGCAAACGAGAGGACAGCAAUAGCAGCAGUCCCAGUUUGGAGGGAAACAAAAAACCUGCAGAUCUCGGGAAAGAGGGUGGCCUUGAGGCGCAAUGGUCCCGGGUGCUGGGAAGAGUGCACGCGACCAUAGAGAGAAACGAGAGACGACUAACCGAGCAGGAUCGAAGAGAGAGAACCGAGCUGGAUUGGAAACAGGUCGCUUUAGUCAGCGACCGGGCUUUGCUCUGUGUUUUUUUCCUGACGACCAUUGUCAGCACCACUGUCAUCCUGUGCGGCUCUCCGCCGACCACGAACAUUGCCAAAGAGAGCGGAGACAAUGGCCGCUGACCGGAAACCAUGACUAAUUAAGGAUAACGUCGACGCCUUAUCGACGGAGCGCCGGAGCGCCGAUCGCUUGCAUCUAACAAGGGAAAAUCUCCAUCCAAGAAUUUAUGAAACUUUCAGAACUUGUAACGCAGAUAUAGGUACCUAUUAUGCUAUUUCAUUUUGCAAUCUACAUUCGCUCUAAGGAAUUUGAAUUGACAACGCAAAGUUUGCUCUCCGUACGACAGAUUAAGCUGACGCACUUCUGCGUCAUCCGUAACAGAUGACUUAUCGAGUUCUCCGUUGAUAAGGUGUUGAGGUCGGUGUGAUUUUUUGACACGAGUCAAUUUCGGUUCGCUUUUAGAAACGGAGAAUUAUGUCUCUCUCUUCCUUUUUUAUAUGAUAAAAGACGAAGUCGAGGUACAUUCUGUAAAUAACACGCGCAUCGAGGAGAGCUCUUGGCAUACUUUUAAGUCCGUUGGGUAUAAGUGUUCUAGGGGUAAGAUGUAUGGUUUAAUAAUAAACUCUUUUCUCUGUGUUAAUCUUAAGGAUAAUGUACCUUUACUAUAAAUAUUUGUUAUAAAUAUA